AUGCGAGAAUCAUGGUGGUCGGAUCACUAUAGGAAAUCAAAUGGAUACUUCGGAUGCGAGACGACUCGCAAAGCAGGAAAGAUGACAGGCGUCAAUACUUGGUCCUUCUUUGAGGUCAAGCAACUUCCUGAGAAUAUGGACUACUAUUGGGAUAAACUCAACGUAUUUACCAGAUGGGUUGCUUCUACCAAGCAAACAAUCGUUGUACUUUUCGAUCCGGAGUCUGCCAUUCGACAAUUAGUCACGAACUCGCUGUUGAAAUUUAACCCCUCUCUACUGGAAGACCCAUAUUGGGCCUAUCCAACUAUCCUAGACACCGUGGCGAACCGCCAAGAAUCUGCUGUGUGGCUCAUUCGCAACCAGGUCAGAGAGAUUGAACAAAAGCUUCCCGUGCCCGGGGCUAUUCCCAGGGCUGUCCCAAAGCCUGAUUACAGAAAGUUGCACGAUAUUGGGCGCCAUGCGAUCCACGUCUGCGAGACGCUGGAUGUUGCAGUGCAAACGAUAGAAUCAGUCCAAAUGCACCACCUCAGAUUUCUGCAUUCCAACCCUGAAGUCAACGACCUAGCAGUUGACCAAGAUGUCCGCGCUGAGUUGGAAUUCCAUCGAAGUUUCAUCGCAAACCUACGCCAUCGGUCAACCUCUAAUGAAAAGCGAUUACGAAACGAGAUUCAACUAGCAUUCAAUACCGUUGCCCAGCAUAAUGCCGGUACCUCUGUGGAAAUUGGGCGUGCUGCACAGAUAGACAGUUCGGCGAUGAAAACCAUCGCUUUCGUCACUUUGAUUUUCCUACCACCAACCUUUAUAUCUUCUCUUUUCAGCAUGUCCUUCUUUCAAUGCGGACCAGAUAAUGGUUGGGGCGUCUCGAACAAAUUCUGGCUUUACUGGGUCUUCGCCAUUCCAAUCACUGUCGCGACUGGCGUAGUCUGGCAAUAUUGGCACAAUCUCUUCCCGAACGCCGACUACAAGCCGGCCCCUGUCAGAGCCGCCGAAUUGCCAGUAAGAUCUGAAUCCGUUAUGCCAAAUUUGACCAUUGAAGAUGAGAAGGUCUGGGGGUUGUUCAGUAGUAACUGA
Messenger RNA from Penicillium salamii, 1071 nucleotides. Lineage: Eukaryota; Fungi; Ascomycota; Eurotiomycetes; Eurotiales; Aspergillaceae. The record is from the annotation of a GenBank genome assembly.